Messenger RNA from Saccostrea cuccullata (small rock oyster), 1304 nucleotides. RefSeq names its product dystrophin-like. Gene Ontology annotation, cellular component: plasma membrane. The record is from RefSeq and is a predicted model, not a curated record. Gene Ontology annotation, biological process: synaptic signaling. Lineage: Eukaryota; Metazoa; Mollusca; Bivalvia; Ostreida; Ostreidae. Gene Ontology annotation, molecular function: zinc ion binding; protein binding. The transcript is spliced from 13 exons. Bases 31 to 1287 code for a protein of 418 amino acids.
AGGCGACCAGUUUUAUUUAAAAAGCUAAAGAUGGAAAUUGAUGACACCAAUGUUUAUGAUAAGAUAGUGGAUGGAUGGGAAAGGACAGAAACAGACAGAGGAGUUCCCUAUUACAUAUGCCACAAGACAGAGAGCACAUCAUGGAAUCAUCCAUUCUAUCAGAAGAUGAUGGAGGAAUUAGAUGAAUACAGAGAUAUUAGAUAUGCAGCAUACAGAACUGCCUUCAAGAUACGCCACGUACAAAAGCAGUUGAAAUUGCACCAUGUAAAACUGGAAGCUCUGAAGGAGAUGUUUGAUUGCCAUGGUUACCGUGAGAGUUGUGACAUGGUGAUUGGCUGUGAGGAGUUACAGGAACUACUGACCAGUGUCUACCAGUCUGCUGACCAGGCGGCCAACAUCACCAUACAACAGACCGAAGUGUACGCCCAGCUGCUGCAGAACCUCAUCCUCAAUCUCUUUGACAUGGACAGAACAGGUUGUAUAAGGGUUUGUUCAGUGAAGCAGGUCCUCAUUGUGUUAACAUCAGCUCGCCUGGCAGACAAAUAUCGAGCCCUGUACCAGGAGUUGGCUGAUCCUAGUACCUACAUCAGCUGUAAUAGUCUGACCACUUUUCUACAGGAUAUUAGUCAGUUACCAGACCUAUUACAAGAAGGAGCAAUUUUUAGUGGGGAUGUCACAGGAACAGUUAAUAGUUGUAUCAAUAUGGCGGACAGUAGUGUGGGGAUCUCAGAGGAUCAGAUCUAUUCCUGGCUGUUAAAGGAACCCCAGAUCCUGGUGUGGCUCCCUACCUUCCAUAGGCUGGCAGCAUCAGAGACAGUUAAACAUGACUCAAAGUGUAACAUCUGCAAAUCCUACCCCAUCGUAGGAUUCAGGUAUCGGUGUCUGCAGUGUUUUAACUUUGACAUGUGUCAGCAGUGUUUUUACAUGGGAUGCACCAAAAAGAAACACAAGUUAAAACAUCCAAUACAAGAGUAUUGUUUGUCUACAACAGCCAAAGUGGACACGAAAGCUUUUCUGAAGACUCUACGCAACAAUCUCAGUAAGAAACACAGACAGAAGUCAAAGAGAAAGUAUCUCCCUGUUGUAGCCGAGAGUCACUUGUUCUCUCACACAACUGGGAUGAGAAUAGAGCCUCCAGCCCCAGAUAUUCAUAACACACUGACUCAGAAAUCCCAGCAGUUGGCUGACACUGAAUCUCAUCAUAGAGGGCAUCCUAACCAAGAGGCACUGGAUCAGCAGGAGCAUCUACAGAAAAUCAUUGAACAGUUACGGGAGGAAAAUAGGUGAGUUGAUGUUUUAUGGUA